Molecule: messenger RNA, 1193 nt
Organism: Paramisgurnus dabryanus
Lineage: Eukaryota; Metazoa; Chordata; Actinopteri; Cypriniformes; Cobitidae
Gene: zcchc9
Product: zinc finger, CCHC domain containing 9
Cellular component (GO): nucleolus
Molecular function (GO): zinc ion binding; nucleic acid binding
Source: RefSeq, a predicted model, not a curated record
CGAAGGUGUAGUUUCACAACGGAGCAUUUUAUCUGUGGGACCGAAUGAAUAAACACGUGAACGGUGUUGUCUUUUGACAGCUGUUGCUUACGAUUAAUUUACCCGAAAUAUCCACAACUGUGUGUUGCAUUAACUUCCAUCCAUCGGAGGUCAAAAUGACGAGGUGGGCCCGUGCAAACAACAUUCACAAACACAAAACGGCCGAUGCCACACCGUGGAAACAGCUCAAAGCAAACGGGGAUGCAGGAGGACCAGAAACAAGCUCCGGUGACCGAGGAGGCCAAGCCAACAGACAUAACAGAGCUCCUAAUGCUCCGAGGCCCGUCCAGCAUGGACGAGGCAUAAAUAAACCCAUCAAAAACAAACACGGUCAUGACACUGAAGAUGUGAAUGGGUUUCUGGAGUAUUUAAGGCAGACAGGUCAGACCCUACAGAGGAGGACACCUGGAGAGGGAAACGAAGACCUGCGAGAAGAAGUGGCGAUAGCGCUGAAGAAAGAUGAACGACGAGAACACAGAAGGAUUAAAAGACAGCAAACUAAAAAGAACAACAUGGUCUGCUUCAACUGUAGGAAGCCCGGUCACGGUAUUACGGACUGCCCGGAGGCAGAUAAUGAUGAAGAGAUGGGCAGUGGAAUCUGUUAUCGGUGCGGAUCUACUGAACAUGAACUCCGGGGAUGUCGGGCUAAAGUAGAUCCUGCCAUGGGUGAAUUUCCCUACGCCAAGUGUUUUAUUUGCGGUCAGACGGGUCAUUUGUCCAAAUCCUGUCCUGAUAACCCCAAGGGACUGUAUGCUGCCGGAGGCUGCUGCCGUGUGUGUGGUUCAGUUGAACACUUUCAGAAGGAUUGUCCUGAACAUCAGACCUCAGCUAAUGCCAUCACCGUCAGCCGGAUGUCCAACAGGAUCAGUGCUGACCACGAAGACGUCCAUGUGCCUGCGAAGAAAGUGCAGCCAAAGAAGGACAAGGUGGUGGUUUUUUGACCUGUCUGGACAAUAUAGAAAUGGACCUUAAUUUAGACUUGAUUAGUCUGGGCUCUGCGGUUGUGGAUUCGUCAAAGACCUCGGCCCUGUGGAUGUGCUCAGACUGUGUGCCAUGGAUUAUUUUAUGACUGUUUAGAUAUUGUAAAGAUUCUGAGACUUGUGGACAUCACUACUGGGUCAGUCACAGACAUGAAAUAUAAAUCAUUAAUACUG